AUGUUCAGCAAUAUCAGGACAGGGGCAGACCCUACCGAACCCCUCCCCUUACCCCUCACCACCCUCCCGGAGCCGUCCCGGUCCCUCCCGGCCCCUACCGGCAGCGCUGGGCCCGGCGCGGCCUCCCCCGGGGGCGCUGAGGGAAAAUGGAGGCGGCGGCGGCGGCGGCGGCGGGGGGCGGAGCAGACGAGUUGCGACCUCCGGGCGGGCAGAGCGGCGCCACUUCCGCUUCCGCCGGAAGCGGCAGCGGGGAUGGGGCCGGAGGUGGUGGCGGCGGCUGCGGGCAGGGCCCCGCUCCCGGCCCCGAUCCCGAUCGUGGCGCUGGUGCUGGCGCUGGGCGCGGCCGUUAACGGGGGAGGAGGAGGAGGAGGAGGAGGAGGAGGCGGGCCGGGCCCCGUUACGUGCGGCUCGGUGGUGAAGCUGCUCAAUGUGCAGCACAACGUGCGGCUGCACUCGCACGACGUCCGCUACGGCUCCGGCAGCGGGCAGCAGUCGGUGACCGGCGUGGCGGCGGCGGACGAUGGUAACAGCUACUGGCGGGUGCGGGGCCGCACGGCCGCCGUGUGCGAGCGGGGCCGGCCCGUGCGGUGCGGCCAGGCCAUCCGCCUCACGCACCUCGGCACCGGCCGCAACCUCCACAGCCACCGCUUCGCCUCCCCGCUCUCCGGGAACCAGGAGGUGAGCGCCUUCGGGGAGGACGGCGAGGGCGACUACCUGGACGACUGGACGGUGCUGUGCAGCGGGACCUACUGGGCGCGGGACAGCGAGGUGCGCUUCCAGCACGCCUCCACCGACGUCUUCCUGGCGGUGACGGGCGAGCAGUACGGGCGGCCCAUCCACGGGCAGAAGGAGGUGCACGGCGCGGCCGCCUCCAGCCAGCACAACUACUGGAAGGUCAUGGAGGGCGUCUUCAUGCAGCCCGGCGAGGUUUUCAAAGCGGAGCGUUACCACGCCGAGCUGUGACCGACACAGACUGAUGGCCCCCGGGCCCCGCACGGGUCUGGCGCGCACCAAAAACUGGAGCCCGAUGUCCCAAAUGCAGCACGGAGUUAAUAGUUCCCUCGUUCUGAUUUCACACGGUGUUAAUAAUUCCGUUAUUCUGAAUUUAACACCAAGCAGA
Messenger RNA from Anas platyrhynchos (mallard), 1120 nucleotides. It is a transcript of the gene SDF2, whose product is annotated as stromal cell derived factor 2. Lineage: Eukaryota; Metazoa; Chordata; Aves; Anseriformes; Anatidae. The record is from RefSeq and is a predicted model, not a curated record.